Molecule: messenger RNA, 2022 nt
Organism: Microtus oregoni (creeping vole)
Lineage: Eukaryota; Metazoa; Chordata; Mammalia; Rodentia; Cricetidae
Product: alpha-fetoprotein-like
Biological process (GO): transport
Cellular component (GO): blood microparticle; cytoplasm
Molecular function (GO): fatty acid binding; zinc ion binding
Source: RefSeq, a predicted model, not a curated record
AUGGAGGUUAUUAAAACUCUAUUUCUUAUUGCUUUCCUCAGCUCCCUUAAAUGUGAGCCUCUUCAAACAAGUUUACUACACGCAGCCAGGCAGCAUAUUAACCGCCAGGAUCACUUGGAGGAAACCCUAAGAGACGCUGCCAUCAUUUUGGUUGCUCAGUUUCUUCAGGAUGCAGCUUAUGUCAAGGUCCAAACCAUAGCUGAAGAGUUGCUGGAUCGAGCUGAGAAGUGUAAGAGUCUCAGACCACACGAGUCACCUGCAGAGUGCGCUCACCAGUUUAUGGGUACCUUCCUCACCCAUAUGUGCAACGACCAAGGGCUGAUGGGCAAUCAAGUGCUCAGUGACUGCUGUAAGAUGGAAAUUACAGCAAGACUCCAGUGCUUCCUGUCCUCCCAGAAAGACGACACAGACAGCAUCGAUGUACCCCUGAUUCCAAGGCCUGAGCUGACCUGUGAGACAGAUGAGGGGACUCACAUGCCACUGAAGACAAGGUCCAGCUAUGAAAUUUCUCGAAGGUAUCCAUUCUUAUACGGACCCACUAUCUUGACCAUGUCUGCUUGCUAUGAAACAGUUGUUUGGUCAUGUUGUCAAGAAGAAAAUAAAACCGAGUGCCUGCAGACAAAGCUAGAACCUAUCAGAAGAUAUAUUAGAGAAAUAUCUGUGAGACGUCGUCAUUUAUGUGAAAUCAGGAUUAAAUUCGAUGACAAAAUAGCAAGAGCCGUAGAAUUGAUUCUGCUCACUAAAAAGCAACCUAAAGCUAACUUUUCUGAAAUUGCCAAACUGACCACAGAUAUUAAAAAUCUGCAUGAGAUCUGUUGUGAAGGAAAACAGUGGAGUGUGCACUGGGCAGCCUUACCAAGUAUUAUUUUAUUACCCAUUUUGCAGACUAGGAAGUUGAGGUACAAAGAGCACCAGCUUAUGAACUACACCUGCUCUCACCAGGCCAUCUUGUCCAGCAAGUUUGCCCAGUGUUGUGAACAGCCAGAACCAUUCCGUGGGGAAUGCAUUGUCAACUUAGAAAACGAUGACAAGCCCAACCUGACAUCCCUGGCACUCAGAAAGUUUACCGAAGACCAGUCUGCCUGCAAACAAUUUAGUGAUAAGCAGGAUGACUUUCUACAAGAGUUUCUUUAUGAAUAUUCAAGAAGACACCUGGAGUUGGCAGUUCCAGUGAUUUUAAGAAUACUUGCAACAUAUAAACAGUUACUGGAGGAAUGCUGCAAGUUAGGAAAGCCUUUGGAAUGCCACCGCUGUGGGAAAGAGAUGUUUCAAAGAGUGGUCCGUGAAAGUCGUGACCUUGUGAAAACUUACUGUGACUUACACAGGACAUUAGGAGGCAGUAACUUCCAGGACAGGCUUACCAUCCUUUAUACUAAGAAAACCCCACAGCUGUCUCUGCAGGAGUUGGUGGCAUCCUCAAGGAAGAUGGCAGCAGCUGCCAGGAGAUGCUGCCCACUAAGCGACGAGCUGCAGUCUGCCUGCGUGGAGGAUGCGGCCAAGCUGAUCCUUGGAGCUCUGUGCCGACGACAUGACGCCAAGCAUGUCAACGCUGGAGUGGGCCGCUGCUGCGACGACUCCUACUAUGCCUUCAGAAAGCCCUGCUUUGAUGACCUGCACGUUGACGGAACUUACAUUCCUCCACCUUUGUCUUGUGACCAAAUCAUCAGCCUUAAAGAGGACUUGUGCCGAGUACAGGAGGACGAGCUCCAAACUGAAAAGCAAAAGCUCCUCAGUAACCUCGUGAAGCAGAGGCCACAAGCGGCAGAGGAUGCAUUCCAGGCCGUUGGCGCGGAGUUCACGGAGCUGGUGGCGAUGUGCUGCCACGCAGAAGAGCAGGAACCAUGCUUUCAGGAAGAGGUAUCUCGUCUCUUGAGUAAACAACAGAAGAUGCUGAGUGUUGCUGCAAGGGAAACCCUUUCCCUCUGCUCGAGGACUAGAUGUGUAGGAGUGACUGACCAUGCUAUGCCUGGGCUCUGGGUGUCUUACCAGUUAUGUAUGUUUAGAAGACUGAGACAAAAAUAG